Messenger RNA from Helicoverpa zea (corn earworm), 344 nucleotides. It is a transcript of the gene Ilp3, whose product is annotated as bombyxin-related peptide A. The transcript is spliced from 2 exons. The record is from RefSeq and is a predicted model, not a curated record. Gene Ontology annotation, molecular function: hormone activity. Bases 1 to 315 code for a protein of 104 amino acids. Gene Ontology annotation, cellular component: extracellular region. Lineage: Eukaryota; Metazoa; Arthropoda; Insecta; Lepidoptera; Noctuidae.
AUGAAGCUGAUCAUCAUGUCCUGUCUCCUGGCCUUAUCCUACGUGGCUGCCGACCAGACGCCAGUCAUCCUCUGCGGUAGACAGUUGGCGAACACACGGGCGCUCCUGUGUUAUGGGUCCGACUAUGUCGACAAGAGGAAUAGGAUUAUGACAACUGAUUUCUUCCCUGGAGAUAAAGCGAAUGAGAUUGACUGGCCCUGGACUGGUCGUCGAGGAAGUUUGUCUGCCAACUGGUCGCGAUACAAGAGAGGUGGUCUGGCUGAUGAAUGCUGCCUCAAACCUUGCACCACUGAUGUUAUUCUGAAGUACUGCUAGACGAACAAAAGCUUUUAUUCCAGCGCUUU